This is a messenger RNA of Porites lobata, 9382 nucleotides long. The record is from the annotation of a GenBank genome assembly. NCBI's taxonomy places the organism in Eukaryota, Metazoa, Cnidaria, Anthozoa, Scleractinia, Poritidae.
GAUGAGUCCGGUAAGGAAACUACCAAAUCAACGACUAGAAAAGAACUAACACCAGCAAAGAGGAAAACGCAACAAAGUCCAAUCACCACCUACUUCAAAGAACGGAAAAUUGUUCAGACCCCAAGUGAAGCAAAGAAGGCGAAAUCGCCAAACGCAGGUAAAACCGAUUAUAAGUACAAAUAUAAGUCAUAUAAAUUCUUCAAUUUAUGUUUAUUCAGUGUCCAGGAUUUUUAAGUAAAAAUACAAAAGGGCUCAGAGCCCUAGGGAUUAGCACGGUCGCGAGAAGGAUUGGAAAGUUGCAUGCGACUUCGAUUCGCAGGUAUGACAUCUAGACCGUAAAAGGAGCACUGGUGGAGACAGGACGGUAAAAUGAGGGCAUCGUUGGCCUCAUGUUUAUUUUUUAUAAGAGACAGACGUCGUAAAAUAGGGAUCUUUACCUUUACCUUUGUUAGGCCCGGUUCAUACGCCGAACUUUUCAUGAGCCGAACCUAACACAUUGAAUAUAGUGGAUGAAACGUUCGGCGUCUGAAUCAAUUAGAAACGACUGUUUCUGGAACGACUCAGCCGUUCUUUUCGCCUAGCCCGGCCAGGAAUUUCGCCUUUGGAACGGCUUUGAUUCAGACGCAGAACUUUUCAUGUACAGAACCUAAUGCAUAAAUUGUUAUAACUUCUUUUGUAAGCAGUUUGACCGAAAUGAGCAACUUUCGCCUUUUAAACUUAGUUCAGCUGCAAUUAUGAUCGGCGUCUGAAUCAAUUCAGCCGGUCUAAAUAAUUUGGGUCGGCCUUAAUUCGAAUUACGUUCGGCUCAUAGAAAGAUCGGCGUCUGAACCGGGCCUUGGUAAUUUGUACUAGGGCUAAAUUAAAGACAUAAUUUGCUUUGGUCCACGUAAACGUCCUGAACAUCUAGUUCAACGUGUAUGCAUGUGUGUGUUUCUUUUUUGUAAUUCAAUUCAUGAUUCUUCAACUCACUGAUUCUUUUAUGUAUCACUCUUCAAAUGUUUUACUCAAAAUAGGCAGGUACACGGGGAAAGGGGAGCCAAAAUGAAAACAUGGACAGUAUCUCUAAUAUUCUUUGUGGUAACAGAUUGUUCUGUUUUCGGGUAUCGUCUCCUUAGCACUAGAGAAAGGAAAUCGUGACACUGAGACAGAGCAUCAGAAAAAAUCGUCCUCUGCUAAAACCUGCCCAAUGAAACUCUAUACUAUGAACCAAAGUGAAAGAGAGGCAUUUCAACACAACCUACAGUCUGCUGAUGAGAUCGCUUGCACCCUUGUUUAUGAGGGUGGAUGGUCACUGCUGAGACCUAAACCUCAGGUAAUAACUCUGUGCUUACUCACGGGUGUCUUUCAAACCAUUAGUACCGACACUUUCCCUUCUCUUAAGGGUUAUCCAGUACCGGCACAUUCUACAUAGUCUAGAUAUAAAAUAAAUUCAACAAUGAUGAAUUGGAGUAAUUAAGAUGACAAGAGCAAACAGUGUUGCUGUUAAGGCCACAUUCCAUUCAGCGAUCACUUACAGUCAUUAAUGAUCGAAAGCCAAGUGAAGAUGAUGUGUGACAGAGGCAAUGGGUGGGUAAAGGUCUCUAAAGAUGGGGCGAUCCAAAAUGAAGGCCAGAUCAAUUUUGUGUUUGUUUUGCGCUGGACGUGACCAUUUAGAAACCUUCGUAACCGGCAAUAUCCCUCAAUUUUCGCCGUUCUCAGCGACAAGAAUGAUAAUACACGACAUUUCAGGCAAAAACAGGUUUAUUUUGAUCUUAUGCGGGGAUGGGUAAAUAUUCAUCUCAUUAUAUUAUGAUAAUAUAAACCCUUCGAUAUAUCCAUACAUUUCCUCGGACAGUCACUUGGUUUCUGUAGGCCCCUCUCCACCUUACUCUCUUCAGCUGGCUCUUCAGCAUCUCCAGUUGCUAAAAUUCAUGUUAAUCAACUCUUGUAGAAAACAAAGAAACAAUCAGGAGCUGUCGCACAGGAAAAGGUAAAAUUUCAGAGAUAAUCAUUUAAAUUAGGUGGCACAUAACAUAAAAGCAUUCGGAGUUUUUACAAACAAUUAACGCCCAUAAGCAUCCCAUGGGGUGGUGGUAAAGUUUGCGUACCUGAUUUAGAAACGUAAUUAUGAGUGACAUAGAUCAUGUUUCUUUUCUCAGAUUACUGGGCUGGUUAUUGCACUUCCAUGGUCUGUAACAGCAGCCACAACAACUACUGAUUCUGCGCAACACCGCAAAAGUCGUCUAACGGUCGUGGAGAUACCACUAGAUUCAAAUGAGGAAGCGUUAGCAAAGUGGUGCAGGUAGAUCAUUGAAACAGAAUGAUGACAGGUUUAUUUCCACAUAUUGGCUACCAUUUAAACCAUACGAAGAUAUUCUUACGUUUGUAUAUGCUUUGCAUGUCGGGGCUUUCAAAUUCUGCUGACCGACACAAUUUACAGAGCAGUUUAUAACAUCGUUCUCUGUUACUCAGGGCUGUCCACGGUUAGUCUGUAUUUACUCGUAACCAGUCCCUCUCCCAAAUACAGUGUAUCCACAGUCUUGAUAAAUAUGGUAAGUUUAUUGUUAGCUUUUUCUUGCACUUUGGUCACAUAUUUAAAAAGGCAACCCUUUUUUCGAUCUGGUCAAUUUUAGGAAACUAGUGGAUGAUCUAAUGGCAUCUUCAACGACACGAAAAAUCUGCUACGAUGCGCAAAAGAUAGUUCGACAUUUAACAGAGACGCAAGGUUACGAUGUCAGAAAAGGUGAUUUGACAAACUAAGAAGUUGACGAUUUCUUAAGUUAUUAGUACUUCUCAUACUAUUCUAGCCAAAGGAAGAACAGCUAAAAUCAACUCGUCAAAAUAUGGCGAGAUCCCUCGGGGACCAAAUGCUGCUGAUGGUUCAUAUACAUAGCUGUCUAUAUAACUUGCAUUUCUACAUUAGCUUUAUUUUCUGUCAACAAUAUAAUGAUAACUUUUUUCCCAUUGUUUUAAGUUUGUCUUCAUUGGCGACUUCUUGACACAAAACUGGCUGCUUGGUUACUCAAUCUGGAUCAUCCUCCUCAGUCCUUUGCUGAAGCACUCACAUCUGUUCAACUCUAUUUUCCAGAGGUACAUACUCAUGUAAGCCACAAUUCAAGAAGCUAAUAAAAAGAUUGAAUAACCCCUGUGAUAAGGUGCAAGCUUUUAGAACAACAUAACGCUGGAAAUGAAAAAUCGCUUAUAACAUUCCAUGGAUGGUAAUCAUUUAGAACUCUCAUAAAGUUUUUGUCCUACCCAGAUCAGUGUGCAGGUUUCACUAUUUUUCCCUCUUUUCAGGUUUAAAUACUUGUAUUACACCCACAAAUAUUUUCCAAAGCUACGUUAUAGGUUUAAUGAAAAGCGACGAGAAACAUUCAUACUUUUUUUCUUUCACAGGGUGCACAUGAGGAUAAUAUGAUUUGCAAGGACAUUGCAAUGCUUGGUCCUCUUAUGUUGAAACAAUUUAACAAGCUUAAGGUAAAAAUUAGGAAAUAAACUACGUGUGCAAAUUAUACAAACAAGCGGAUAUUUUAUAAGCACGACUCAUUUGUUCUUGUAGAUUCUGUCGCUUUGGGACUUGUUUAUCAAUGUGGAGAGUCCGCUUUGCUCGAUGCUAGCAGGUACGUAACGGUUGGUUAAUUAUCAGUUCAUGUACAGCCUUCUGUUGUGCCAGUCAGAGUGGCAUUGGGGGCUUCGUGGAGAUUAGCCUGUUUUUAAAAGAUAGCGGAGAGUUGCAUGACAUGGAGAGCGGAGGAAAAAAAGCGCCGUGUACUGUCUACUAACGCCUGGAACAGUCUAACUGGAGAUAGUUUGAAAUGUCAAGCGAAUUAAUUUCCUUUAUAACACUUGUAACGGCUGAGGUUUUUUGUGUUGAACAAGAGCUCUCUUACUCAACAGGGUUUCUUAACUAGAAUUUAUUCGCUCAACUGAAUUUUACUCUUCUAUAAUUCAAGUUAUGGAGACUCAAGGAAUUAGCGUCGAUUCGCAAGUCUUAAUUGAUGCGAGCAACACCCUUAAGGUAAAUGCAUUUUUCUCCUCUUUAAUGGAACAAUUCGUUAUUAUGAAUCUCAAUUAUUUUAAGAACUUUUGGAGUAGAUCGCGCGAAAGUUUUUCUCUUUUUUUUUUGCAGAUGAAAAUACAAAAGGUCGAAGGAGAGGCCCACAAGGUAAGGUAAAAGUGUGGUAAAUUCAACUAACAAAGUUUUAUACUCUAACGUAUCGAAAAAUGGCAUGCUCCACGCCGUAAAUAGGUACUCCCUCUACGCUAACAAAAUCUCUUUAAGCCGAGAGAGUAAAACAGCGGGAUAAAAUGAAAGAGAAUAAGUUGAAGGUCGAAAGAGCUUCUGCCUGCAGCCAACAAAUUAUCUCAACUACUGUCAUCUUUUUUAUAAUUUAAACUGUCAUAGUUUCAGAAUGGGAAUGUGAUGUCAGUGAAAAUAAAUUUAAAUAUUCUAUUGGCUGCAGGCUGCAGGACAUCCUUUUCUCAUUAACAGUCCACAGCAGUUAAGAGAGGUAAAUUAACCUGAAUUUGUUUUUAUUAUUAAGCGAUUUUGGUAUAUUUAUAUAUACUUAACUCCUAUUUAACUUCAUUUAAUUUUAAGUCAGUUAUAAAGAAUAUGUACUAAAUCUUUGCAUUUUUCACUUUUUGCUACGCAGGUGCUGUUUGAAGAGUUGAAACUUGACCAACAGUGCAAGAAAAAGUUGGCAAGGACAUCAAUUAAGAAUCAGAAGUCUACCUCAGAAGCUGUAGUAUGUACAUUACACUGACUAAACUCCACUAAAAUUCCUAUGUGUUCUUCUUAGUUUAAAUACACUGACAAGUUUAACUCUGCUUUCAACCUUUCGCUACGUCGAUCUAUACAACUGAGCUCACCUGGACUAACAGAAAAAUAUAGGAAACAUAUAGUUUGGCCGCUCUAUCAAUGAUACAUAUAAUAUACAAACAUCACACACAUACAUACAUACUUUUAGUAACAAGAGCAUUUUCCUCUCCGGAAGAUUCUUUUGUUUUGGUUUGAAUAGACAGAAACAGUCUUUGUGAUAUGCUCAUUGUGAUAGAGGCUUUCAUGGAGCUGAACACUUAAAUCUUCAACAACGGGCACGACUGAUAUUUCGUUGUCAAGGAAUGUUUUUCUGAAUGAUGGCAGUCUCUGCGGAACUUGUGACACUCCAACUGCCAGAACUUUAGUUUUAUCUGGAUUAAUCAAAAGGGAAUUUUCACAGUACCAAGCAUUCACAAGUUUUAUAGGCUGCUUAAAUUUAUCUUUCAUUAAAACCGCCUUCCAACACAUUUUAAGUCGUUAAGCAUUUUAUCUAUUUCCUUUCUUAUCUUAACAGUUGCUUCACUUACAAGAUCUUCACCCUUUGCCAAGAAUUGUCCUGCAAUACAGACAUGUGUGUAUGAGUUUUUCUUACUAGACCUUCCUAAAUUAACCAAUACCUAAAUAUAUUUCAAAAACUCCUAGUCCUAUGAGAAUAUGUCAGUGAUCAUUGACCAUUCUAAAAAAAAAUCUGCACCAAGCUUGUCUGUGAUCAGGCUAUCUUGCAUGAUGCUGGCAACUAACGAAUCUCAUUCUCGAGAACCUACUUACGACAACGCCCAGUAUAAGAUCUCAAAUUGGCCUUUUUUUAAGAAAACGUUACAGUUCAUUCGAACGUGUUUGGCAAAGCACUGUUAACCAUUUAUAGUCAUUUAUAUGUUUUUUUUUUGUUUGCAUUUUUCUGUUUUAUCAACAGUUGGUGAAAUUAAAGUCAACAUAUUUCGACGGAAUUCUUUCUCAUGUCAAUAAGGUAACUAUAUAACUACCUUCACUAGCUAACAUCAGUUUGAUACCUGAACCUGUGCCCCAGUAUUUCAUUGUUUUUUCGUGAUCGUUUCCUAAAUGUUUAUCAUUGUCUGUUUUUAUCUCAGAGCGUUCUCUUUACUAGCUGGUAAGUGAGGCCGUUUGUGAAUUACAAUUUAUUGCUUGCCACCUAAUGUACAGCUUUUAAAAAAUAUUCCAGGCGUGCAACAAACAAAACAGUGCAACAACGUCUGUUCUGAACUGACACAAUUUUAAUUGCAGGGACCAAACAGCUGCUGCCACAGGACGACUUACCUCAGCUAAUCCGGUAGGUGGUGCUUCAUUGCUAUCCCCCUUAAUCCGGCCACUAGGGCUUUAUUCCGUGGACCAGUUUGACCCUCCCCCCUCCCUCUUUAAAAAUGAAAAUCUCGUUCAAGUGCUUAGAGGUGUAUUAAAGCCCGGUGCCUGUCUUAGUCUUUGAAUCAUAGUGACUUGAAAUAAGCCCCUCCCAUCCCAUUAUAUUCACUGGCCAUUGAUUUAGCAGGAAUAUAAUCCGCCCCUAUUAAAGGCCGGAAGGAACUGAAAGUUCUCCAGACGCAAAUACAGUUUUUACUUUACCCAUUCACUUCUUCAUACUUUCGAUUACAGUGAACUGUAAAGAGGAUUUUGAUGUGAUCAUGUUUUUCUCUUUUCGGAAAAUAAAAAACAGAAUCUCCAGGCUAUACCGAAACAAGUGAUCGAAGUUACUGGAAUAAAGAAACAACUCAUUGUAGGCAAGUUACAAAUUUUAAUAACAAUACACUUUAUUUAAGAAGAGUAGGGCGGAAAAGUUACAUAAACUAGUAAACUUCGGGUCAACAACUAAAACAAGGCGUGAAGGUACUAAGUAGAAGUAAAAAGUGUUAAUCGAACAACUAAACAACGAGGAAAAUGCCAUCUUUUUUACUACUUUACUGAGGCUUUGAUUUGGCAAUCUCGUACUUUUGUUAAUGUUAAUAUUAAUAGUGUUAUAAGCAUAAGUGAACGUUUGGUGGCAACAUGCCACACGACAUGCCGUAAGGGACCAUUAUAUAAAUGUACUAUAAAAAAUAAUAUAGCAUCCAUAUGAUUUUUGGGUACAAGUUAAUAUUACGUCCACGAAUCGAAAUGGUUAAAGUUCAGCAAUCUGUAAGUGCUACCUAUAGAGCCGGAAAAGGAGUUCACAAUGCCAAAUUGUUUUUAUAUUCAAGGCAAACCAGAAGAAGUGAUAACCAUUAAUCCUCGAGCAGCUUACAGGAGUCGUCACAGUUGGUUUUUACUUGCGGCAGGUAUUUCCUAUGGAAUGUAUCUUAGUUUUCUGGUUAUGCUUCUUGUAGUUAUAUAACUAGAACUAGCUCUGAAACAAUGAAAACUGUUCAUCUAAACAUAUGGUUCGUUUUCUUUGCCUGAAGUAAUGAGAAGCACCUAGCCAGAAAUCGGGCCCAUAAAACAAACGCAGUAUCAAGUUCCCUUUACUCUACACUUAUUGGAAGACUUUGCUUGCGUUUAAAUACGGAUCUAACUCUUUUCUAUCUCCAUAGAUUUUCAGUCCAUCGAGCUUCGUUUGCUGUCUCAUGUGUCAGAAGAUCCAUCCCUUUUACAUAUAUUCAACGACAAGGAAAAUGCAGAUGUAUUUACAACCCUUACUUCACAAUGGUAAUUGUCUAAGACAAUCGAUUUUAAGGGGACUGCACGGCCCAUAACCUUUUAAUUAGAUGUGGAAUGUUUCUCUGGAAAGCUAUAUUUACUGUUCGUUGCUUUCAAAAUAUAUUACAGCAUUUGACUGAAGCUCUUACAAGGAGAUUUCACUAGUUAACUAGUGGUUCUCUACGUGCACUCCAUAAAGGGCAUUCCGAGAUUUUGGUCAUUUAUAAGAUUUAUUCCACUCGAUUUAUGUCAGAGUCUACAAGCAUAAUAUAUCAUCAUCCUCUUUUAAGAUAUCAGUAUCUGGCAGUUUGUUCGCCGAUUUUUCGUGCAUUUUAGGUUGGGAAAAAGUUGCGAUGAUGUCCACUUUCAAGAAAGAGAAAGAACCAAACGAAUUGUUUAUUCUGUAAUCUACGGUGUCGGUAAGCAAGAUAAUUCAGUUUUCAACUGAGAUCUAAAUAGUUUACUAUGCUGUUUGAUUUUAGUUGGCAAGUAGAUUUUGUUAUCAGUAAAACAAAGUGCGUCAUAAUAGCAUUUGCAUGUUCGUCUGAUUAACAGGAAGUGAAAAACUUGGUCAAACUCUUAAAGUGACUUCAGCUGAAGCAAAGGGAUUCAUGGACAGUUUUUUAGGUAUGUCAACAAUCGAAAUAAAUGAAUGACAGUCUUGUCGAGUUCGUUAGAUUCUUACUGAGGUACGCUGGGCAGAUAAAGGAAUUGCCCGCGUGGACUGCGGCCACCCCUCUUUUUAGUGUAUUUACUAUAAUUUUCCCACAAUUUUCAUUAAAAUAAAUAACACCUAUAUAGCUGGCAAUUGUACCUGCCACUCCCUUCUGAAUUUUCUGGAUCCGCCCCUGGGUACUUCACUCGUAUCUUUUACAAGUGAGGAAGAAAAAAUUAAUAUUCGUCAAUCCAUUUCAGGGCGAUUUCCCCGAAUAAAAGAAUUUACACGUCGAAGUAUUGAUAGUUGCCGGAAGGACGGUGAGUGUAAAGCCCCUGUUGAUAGAAUCUUAAAACUUAAAGCACUGAAACUGUCAUUAGCCGCCUUAGUGACCCCCAUGGUGGCAAACGAAAUACACUUCUAGCGCGCUAAUUAUAUCUAUUGGUGCUUCAAUGAAAGCCCAGUAUGUGUGCACACAUUCUUCAUUUGUACGGGAGAGAGAUAUGAUACUUGACCUGAACGCUUAUCAACUUUAACUGUUCUUUUUACAGGAUACGUCACAACUAUUUUUAACAGAAGAAGAUGGCUGCCACAUAUUAACUCUGUUGAUUUUGCCCAGCGAUCACAGGCUGAACGUCAGGCUGUCAACUUCAUUGUUCAGGGUUGGUAAAGUACUUCAGAAACAAAUUUUUGUUUCGUCAAACCUCGAGUAUUGAUGGAGCUUGUUAAAAGUUAUUCCCAGCGAAAAUAUUUUUCAAGUGACUCUAGGGAAGAUACUGGCGGAAAAAUUCAAUAUGCAGAAAAGAUGUUUAUCACACCCCUUUGUUUUAAAACGGUUUCAUUCCGAACGAAUAAACAAGAGAGCUAAUAUUGUUCCUUCACUUACUUCCUUUCUUCCCCUCCCUCCUUCCUUCCUUCCUUCUUUCCUUCCUUCCUUCCUUCUUUACUUUCUUCUUCCUUCCUAAAAUAUCAUUAAAAUAUCAACCUUUAAUCCCAAGGGUCGGCAGCAGACAUAUGUAAAGCAGCCAUGAUCCAGGUCAUGUCCUCUAUAAGCGCGGAUGCCUCUGUUCACGCCAGGUAAAGUCUCAAUAAUCUGUGACGCUGAGCAUGACACGGCCAGUUAUGUUGCAUUUCAAGUAAAUUUUUGAUUGGGCAGCAGAUAUGAUAAGGUGACAAUGUAAGCGAUAUUCUUAUUUCCUGACAGGCUGCUUCUACAGAUACACGAUGAACUCUUAUUAGAGGUUCCUGAAGAUGAAAUCAACACAGUGACAGGUACAGUGAAUGAUGCUUUUAGAACUUGA